This is a messenger RNA of Paramecium pentaurelia, 4987 nucleotides long. The record is from the annotation of a GenBank genome assembly. Lineage: Eukaryota; Ciliophora; Oligohymenophorea; Peniculida; Parameciidae.
AUGAAGAAAUCAUUCAAAGAAGAAGCAAUGCCUCUUAUUUUUUAUUAAUAAGAAACUCAAAGUAAAUAUUUGCUAAAUCACAACAGCUUAUCAAGUAAACCCUGAUGCGAUUGAAAUAAUAAAAAAUAUUCCAUCACCUAUAGGAAUUGUUGGAGUCGCAGGUAUGUAUAGAACUGGAAAAUCAUAUCUCCUCAAUAGAAUGCUGCUUAAUAGAUCUGAUGGUUUUGGUGUUGGUCCAACAGUACUACCAUGUACUAAAGGACUUUGGAUGUGGGGCAAACCAUUAUUAGGUUAAACAAUUGAUGGAGAAAGUUGCUCAAUCUUAGUUGUAGAUAGUGAAGGACUUGGUGCUCCAGAUGAAGACUCUACACAUGAUAUUAGAAUCUUCUCUUUAACUAUUCUAUUGACAUCAUGUUUCAUCUACAAUUCUGUUGGCAGUAUUGAUGAAAAUGCCCUCCAAAAUCUUAGUCUUGUAGUUAAUCUCACUAAAAAUAUUUAAUUAAAGAGGUAAAAUAAUAAUUUAUUAAUUUUAGUGGGUAAUCCCUUCAAGAUCUUGAAGAUUUGUCAUAAUACUUUCCAUAAUUUUAUUGGGUUGUCAGAGAUUUUACUCUUCAAUUAAUGGAUAAGAAUAGUGAAUAAAUCACAUCAAAGGAUUAUUUAGAAAAUGCACUUCUUGUAUAGAAGGGAUCAUCAGAUGGAAUUGAUUAAAAGAAUAAAAUUAGAAGAUUGUUGACAACAUUUUUUAAAGAUAGAGAUUGUAUUACAUUAGUAAGACCUUUGACAGAAGAAAGCAGUCUUUAAAAUCUAGAGAAUUUAGAUUUUGAUAAAUUAAGACCUGAAUUUUUUGAAUAGGUUAUCAAUCUAAGAAAAAAAAUACUCAAUAGAAUCAGACCAAAGAUGUUGAAUGGAAAGACCCUUUCAGGUUAAAUGUAUUGUGAUUUAAUUCGUUCUUAUGUUACAGCCAUUAAUAAUGGUGCUGUACCUGCUAUUGAAUCUGCUUGGACUUAUAUUUGCAAAAAUGAAUGUUAAAAAGCAGUUGCUGAAGCAUUUGAUACUUAUGAGUAAAUUCUUAAAGAAAAUCUUCACAAUAGAUUCCCUAUUUCUAAUGAAGAUUUAAAAGCCUUUAAUAAAAGUCUAAAGGAAUAGGCAUUUGCUUUAUUUAAAAAGAAAUGUGUUGGGGAUGCUGAUGAAUAUAAAUUAGAAUUAUCAAGAAGAAUUAAAUAAAGAUUUGCUGUAGUGAAAUAAGAAAAUGAUAGAGAAGGUUCAAGAAUGUGUUCUUAAUUUAUUUAAUAAGAAUUCUAACCUAUCGAUAGAAAACUUAAGCUAGGAGAAUAUAAAACUUUUGGGGAAUAUGAGAAAGAUAUUAAAAUGUUUUACAACUUUUUUAUUGAAAAUGGACCUCGAGUAGGAACAAGAAAUUAAAUCAUUUUAGAAUUUCUAUAAAGAGCAUUAAUUGAAGGAUCCAAUCUCUUUAUUAGAUAAUAUGCUCAAGAAACAGAUAUGAUGAAGAAUGUUGCUUCUGAGACCCAAAAAAAAUUAGAAUAAGAAUUGAAAGAAGUCAGAUAGGAUAGUUUGAAAGAUAAAAAUAAUUUGUUGAUGAAAUUGGCAUAAGUAGAAAGUGAAAAAAGUGAAAUAGAAUUAAAGGAGUAAGUUGCCAGAGAUAACUUAGAAGAACUUAAAAUAUAAAAGGAUUAAGUGGAAAGGGAUUUAAAAUUAGAAUCUGAAAAUGAAAAGAUUGAAUUAACUAGAUAAAUUUAAGAAUUAAAGGGAUAGGUUAUAAAAGCAGAAGAAUUCAAUAAGGAUAUGGAAAGAAAUACUCUUUUUGGAAACUCUGAGUUUGAGAAAGAAAGAGCUCUAUUGGAAUAAAAAAUUACUUUCUUUGAGAAAUUAGUCAAUGAAAUGAAUGCAAAAGAAGUUGAAUAUUAAAAUGAAAUUAAAAAUCUCAGAAAAGAACAUAGUUUAUAAUCAAAGGAUUAAUAAACAAAAUCUGAUUAAAUGGUUAGAUAAUUAUAAUAGAAACUAAGUGAUUUAUAGGAGAAAUUGAAUGAGAUGGAAAAUGAAUUAAUUGAAAAGGAAUCUAAUUUUGAAAAUGAUUUCAAAAAGUUUGAACAUAAAGAAAGAAGUUUAACCAAGUAAAAUUUCGAAUUGAAUGAAUAAAUAUAAGGAUUAACAAGAGAACUUAGAGAAUAUAGAAGAAAUGAGGAAUAAAUGUAAUAAAUGUUAAAGAAUGAUGCUAAUAAUUAAGUUAAUGAAUUAUUAGAAAAGGUUCAAGGAUUAGAAGAUCUAAUAAAAGCUAAGGAUGAUUAAUUGAAAUAAACAAAAAGUCAUAGUGAAAAAGAUAAGGCUUUAAUGUAAUAAAAGAUGGAAUUUAUGGAAGUUUAAUUGGAUGAAUACAAAAAAUAAAUUGAAGAAAAUAAAAAAUCACAUGAAGCAAUUAUGAAGGCUUUUGAGAAUUCAAGUAAUGAAUCAACUUAUAAGGUUGAUGCUGCAAAAAUAAAUGAUUUAAGAGAACAACAUAAAAAAGAUCUUAAAAAUAUAGAAAAUGAAUAUGAAAAUGUUAAGAAAAGAUUAUAAUAAUAAGUAGAUUAAUUAAAUGAGAGAAAUAGUGAAUUGGAAUUAAAGGUUAAGUUUGAAACUGGAGAUCUAAUUAAAGAAAUAGAGAAUCUUAAAGAAUAACUCUAAACCACAGAAGAACACAGAAAUAAAUUACUUGAAUAAAACAAAACUUUAGAUGGAUAGAAAUUAUCAAUAUUAAAAGAAUAAGAGUUAAGAUAUUAAAAGAAGAUUAAAUCAUUGGAAUAAGCAAUGGAUGAAGCAGAUACAAAAACAGCAAGAGAAGUUAACUAAGCUCAAGCGAAAGCAGAGGAAUCUUUGACAUAAUUGAAAAACUUCUAUGAAAUUGAAAGAGAAAGAUUAGAAAGAAGAAUAUGUGAAGAAAAAGAAAAAAGUGAAAAGAAAUUUUAAGCAGCUUAAGAAGAAUUCUAUCAUAAACUGAGAGAAACUGAAUAAAAUUAUGAAGAAGAAAUUGAAACUCUAAAGGAUGAUUUAAGAGAUUAAGUGUAAUAAUAUACAAAUACAAUUUAAUAAUAUGAUCAUGAAAUAGCUUUAAAAUAAUAAACUAUUGAAAUUUUUGAAAAACAUAUUAAAGAAACAAAAGAAUAAUUAAUAUCACUUUAGAAUAAUAAUAAUGCAACAUUAGAAUAAUAAAUGAAUUCUUUUACUACAGAAAGAAAGAGUUUAAUUUCUAAGAUUGAUGUUCUAUCAAGUUAAUUAAAUAAUCUUUAGAAGGAAUAUAUGGCAUUAUAAUAAAAAAAAGAUCUAUUAGAAAAUGAGAAAACAAGGAAAGAAUAAUAAUUUGAAUAAACAAGAAAAGAAUGGUAAGAAGAAAAGAGAGAAUUGAUAGAUAGAUUUGAAGAAACUAAAUCAAGACUUUAAAAAAUGAAUGAUGAAUUUUUAGAGAAAAAAAUUGAAUAUGGUAGAGAAACAGCAUUAAUUUAAUAAUAAAAUGAAUUUUUAUAGAAGAAGAUAGAAGAUUUAUAAAAAUAAAUAGAUACUUAGUAAUCAAGGUUUGAUGAGAAAAUUAAAUAAUAAAAGAAUGAAUAUUCUGUUGAAUUAGAAUAAAAAUUAGAAAGAGCAUAAGAAGAUAAAACAAUAAUUGAAACUAAAUAUGAGAAGAUUAAGAAAUAAUUGAAAGAAAGUGAAUAUCAAUAUAAUAAAUAAGCAUCAACAUUAGAAAGAGAGAAAGCAAUUCUUACUGAAAAGUUAGGACAUUUAGAAUAAAGAAAGAAUGAAUUAGAAUCAAAAAUAAAGGAUGAAUCUGUUAGUGUUGCUUAAUAAUAGGCAUCCUUAAGAGAAUAAAUAGCUGCAGAGAAGAAAUCAUUAUAAUAAGAAUUAGAAAAAUAUAGAUAACUUAAUCUUUAAUUGGAAUAAGAUAAGAGUGAAAUUCAUACUAGUUAUGAAAGAGAUAAAGCUUUGUGGGAAGGCAAAUUUUAAUUUUUAGAAUAAUAAAAGGAAUAGGCAAAAUAAGAUUUAGUGGAUGCAUUAAAAAAAUUUGAGAUGACUUUAAUGCAUUUAUAAAGGGCUAGAUCAAAUGAAAAAGAUGAAUAAGAAAAUAAUUUAAAUGAAUUGUUAUUAAGUGUUGAAAGAAAAUAUUAAUCAUAAAUAGAAGAAGCUAAUUAAACUCAUUAAAGAAUAGUUUAAGAUUAUGAAGAUAAAAUUAGAAGAUUAUAGAAAGAGGUUAAAACACAUAAAGAUAAAAUUUUAAUUGAUUAACAUGGAAAAAUUGGUAAUCAAUUAUUAUCAGAAAAAAAGUUUGCUGAAAUGUUAGAUAAUGAAAAGAGAUUAUAAUAAGAAAUUGAAAAUAUUAAGUAAGAUAGAGAUUAUAAGAUCUUUGAAUAUUAAAGAAUGUUAGAAUAAGAAAGGGAAAACUUAAAAGCUAAAAUAGUUGAAUUAGAAACAAAAUAUAAAGAGGUUGAAAGUAAAAGGUCUACUCUUAUUUUUGAAUUUGAAAAAGAAAGAGCUAAAUGGAAUUUGGAUAGAGAUCAUUUAAAUAAUAUUAAAAAUGAAUUAUCAGAUUAAUUAGAAAAAAUAGGAGACAAAAAAGAAUAAUUAUUAAGAGAAAAUGAAAAGUUAAAAAAUGAAUAAAGAGCUACUAGAAGAAGUGUUGCUGCCCAUAAUAUGACAAGUAAUAAUAUAAAGACAGGAAGUACAUACAGAAAUCCAAUCAAUAAUAUAUCAAGUAUUUAAUCUUUUUAUAAUUUAAGCUAUUGGACUAUAAAAAUUAAGUCCAACUCAUUCUAAUAACACUUCUACUUCUUCAGCCAAUAUAUCAGUCUUAAGAAAAAAUAAUUUAGCUGAUAUAACAAAUUAUGAAAAGACUGCUCCUUUGACAUAACAAUCAUUUCAAAAUAGUAAAUAUUACUUUUAUGGAAAUUAAUAAGGACAGAAUGAUGAUUCAAUGAUUGGAUAGAGUGAUUUUCAAAAAUGA